UCACCCCGAGCAGUCUUGCUAGUCAGCGUUGGGAUGGAAACAGACUAUCUCGAAGGCACAGGUUUCCCCCAGCCGGUAGUGAUGGAGGCGCUGGACGAGGCCCAAGGGCUCCCUGACUCGCAGAGAGAGAUGCCACCGCCACCCCCUCCCUUGCCGCCCUCAGAGCCAGCUCAGAAACCACCACCUCGAGGCGCUGGGAGCCACUCCCUCACUGGCAGGGGGUUCGCCGCCUCCCAGUUCCUGCUUGCCUGUGGGGUGCUCUGGUUCAGCGGUUACGGCCACCUCUGGUCGCAGAAUGCCACAGACCUCGUCUCCUCCUUGCUCACACUCCUGAAGCAGCUGGGACCCACGGCCUGGCUGGGUGCUGGGAGCUGGGGCGUCCCCAGUCUGCUGCUGGUCUCUCUGUCUGGGGGCCUGGUCCUCGCUACUACUCUGGUGUGGCACCUCCUGAGGGCCCCCCCAGAGCCGCCGGCCCCACUGCCCCCAGAGGACAGGCGCCAGUCAGUGAGCCGCCAGCCCUCCUUCACCUACUCGGAGUGGAUGGAGGAGAAGGUCGAGGAUGACUUUCUGGACCUGGACGCCGUGCCCGAGACGCCUGUGUUUGACUGCGUGAUGGACAUCAAGCCUGAGGCCGACCCCGCCUCACUGACCGUCAAGUCCAUGGGUCUGCAGGAGAGGAGGGGUUCCAACGUUUCACUGACUCUGGACAUGUGCACCCCGGGCUGCAACGAGGAGGGCUUCGGCUACCUCAUGUCCCCGCGCGAGGAGUCUGCCCGGGAGUACCUGCUCAGCGCCUCCCGCGUCCUCCACGCUGAGGAACUUCACGAGAAGGCCCUGGACCCCUUCCUGCUACAGGCAGAAUUCUUUGAAAUCCCCAUGAACUUUGUGGAUCCAAAAGAAUAUGACAUCCCUGGGCUGGUGCGGAAGAACCGGUACAAAACCAUCCUGCCCAACCCUCACAGCAGAGUGUGCCUGACCUCACUGGACCCCGACGACCCUCUGAGUUCCUACAUCAACGCAAACUACAUCCGGGGCUACGGUGGGGAGGAGAAGGUGUACAUCGCCACUCAGGGCCCCAUCGUCAGCACGGUGGCCGACUUCUGGCGCAUGGUGUGGCAGGAGCACACGCCCAUCAUCGUCAUGAUCACCAACAUCGAGGAGAUGAACGAGAAAUGCACCGAGUACUGGCCGGAGGAGCAGGUGGAGUACGAUGGCGUGGAGAUCACCGUGCAGAAAGUCAUCCACACCGAGGAUUACCGGCUGCGGCUCAUCUCUCUCAAGAGCGGGACGGAAGAGCGAGGCCUGAAGCAUUACUGGUUCACAUCCUGGCCUGACCAGAAGACACCCGACCGGGCCCCCCCACUCCUGCACCUGGUGCGGGAGGUGGAGAAGGAUGCCCAGCAGGAGGGGCCCCACUGUGCCCCCAUCAUCGUCCACUGCAGUGCAGGGAUUGGAAGGACCGGCUGUUUCAUCGCCACCAGCAUCUGCUGCCAGCAGCUGCGGCAUGAGGGCGUGGUGGACAUCCUGAAGACCACGUGCCAGCUCCUGCAGGACAGGGGCGGCAUGAUCCAGACCUGCGAGCAGUACCAGUUCGUGCACCACGUCAUGAGCCUCUAUGAGAAGCAGCUGUCCCGCCGGUCCCCAGAGUGACCACCCCGGGCACCACCCAGCCUGAGUCUGGGCCCUGCCUGGGGUCCUGCACCUGCUCCCUACCCCUACCCCUGCCCCUGCCCUUCCGCUUCCUUCCCUGCAGUCUGCUCCCACUCGCCUCCCUCUGGUAGCCUGGACCUGCCCCCUGGUCCCUGGCCCCUGCCGCCAGCAUAGCUCUUCCUACUGUACAUACUGGGGAGUGGGUGGGGGAGGGAUGUGCAGGCCAGGCCGGGGCCCCAGUGCCUGACCCACGCCACGCGGACCGGGGCCUCAUUUUAACGGUGGUUCCAUCGCUACGUGAUCCAAUCAUUUCCAGG
Molecule: messenger RNA, 1967 nt
Organism: Tupaia belangeri chinensis (Chinese tree shrew)
Lineage: Eukaryota; Metazoa; Chordata; Mammalia; Scandentia; Tupaiidae
Gene: PTPN5
Product: protein tyrosine phosphatase non-receptor type 5
Biological process (GO): signal transduction; protein dephosphorylation
Cellular component (GO): cytosol; plasma membrane; cell junction
Molecular function (GO): protein tyrosine phosphatase activity; protein kinase binding
Source: RefSeq, a predicted model, not a curated record